Arabidopsis arenosa is the source of this 2160-nucleotide messenger RNA. The record is from the annotation of a GenBank genome assembly. Lineage: Eukaryota; Viridiplantae; Streptophyta; Magnoliopsida; Brassicales; Brassicaceae.
GAGAGAAGUAAAGUAGAAAAGCUUUUUUUGUUUUGGAGCUUAGUGAGUAUUGUGGAAAAUAAUGGAAGAUUACUCCAAGUAUACUCAUAGUCCUGCUCAUUUAGCGGUUGUGCUUCGUGAUCAUGCGGCUCUUAGGCGAAUUGUUUCUGAUCUUCCUCGGUUAGCUAAGGCUGGUGAAGUUACUACAGAGGCUGAGUCUAUGGAGUCUGAAGCUCGUGCUGAUUCUGUUUCAGCUGUCAUUGAUCGCCGUGAUGUUCCUGGUCGUGAAACUCCAUUGCAUCUCUCUGUUCGUCUUAGAGAUCCUGUCUCUGCUGAGAUUUUGAUGUCUGCUGGUGCUGAUUGGAGUCUACAGAACGAGAAUGGUUGGAGUGCAUUACAAGAAGCGGUUUGCACUAGAGAAGAGGCGAUUGCUAUGAUAAUUGCUCGGCAUUACCAGCCUCUUGCUUGGGCUAAAUGGUGUAGGAGACUUCCUCGGAUCAUUGCAUCAGCAUCUCGAAUCCGUGAUUUUUACAUGGAGAUCACUUUUCAUUUUGAGAGCUCCGUCAUUCCGUUUAUUGGCCGCAUUGCUCCUUCCGAUACUUACAGGAUAUGGAAACGUGGUUCGAAUCUCCGUGCUGAUAUGACUCUUGCCGGUUUUGAUGGGUUUAAAAUCCAGCGGUCAGAUCAAACAUUUCUCUUUCUAGGGGAUGGUUACUCGUCUGAAGACGGUAAAAUGUCCCUAUCUCCGGGCUCCUUGAUUGUUCUUUCGCAUAAGGAAAAAGAAAUGACAAAUGCUUUGGAAGGAGCUGGUGCGCAACCGACAGAUGCUGAGGUUGCUCAUGAAGUGGCUUUGAUGUCUCAGACUAAUAUGUAUAGACCUGGAAUCGAUGUAACUCAAGCUGAGCUGGUUUCUCAUUUGAAUUGGAGACGGCAAGAGAGAACUGAGAUGGUCGGGAAUUGGAAAGCAAAAGUUUACGAUAUGCUUCAUGUGAUGGUGAGUGUGAAAUCUAGACGGGUCCCUGGUGCAAUGACUGAUGAAGAGCUCUUUGCGGUUGAUGAAGAGCGAACCGCUGCAACAAACGGUGCAGAGACCGAUGGCUUUGAAGACGUAUUAACGCCUGAGGAAAGACUCCAAUUGAAUUCCGCACUUCAGACUGGAAAUUCCGAUGCCAUUGAAGAUGAAGAGUGUGAAGUUACUGAUCACCAGGAAAACGGAGCUCUCAAGGAUAAGAAGGGCUGGUUUGGUUGGAAUAAGAAAGGCUCAAACACUGAAGAUACAAAGCUCAAGAAAGGCUCAAAGUCUGCGCCUGAAGACGGGAAUCAGAAAGGGAAAAGCCAGAGAUCUUCGAUGGUAUCUGAUCAUGCAAAUGAGGAUCUUGGAGAUGCAAAGAAAGGAAAGGAGAAGAAGAAGAAGAAGAAAGGUGUUGCCGGAGAUGAGGUUAAGCGUGAGAGUGAAUACAAGAAAGGACUAAGACCAGUCUUGUGGUUAACACCGGACUUUCCUCUUACGACAGACGAGCUUUUACCGCUUCUCGACAUAUUAGCUAACAAGGUUAAAGCCGUUAGGAGACUCAGAGAGCUUCUCACAACUAAACUUCCACUAGGCACAUUCCCUGUAAAGCUCGCCAUUCCCAUUAUUCCGACGGUUCGAGUUGUUGUUACUUUCACAAAAUUUGAAGAGCUUCAGGCGGCUGAGGAGGAGUUCUCAACGCCUCCUUCUAGUCCGGUAUUUCAUGAUGCAAAGUCUUCUUCUUCAGAGAACUCAUCACCAUCAUGGAUCUCAUGGAUGAGAAGUGGCAAAUCAAGUGACAAUGAUAGUAACCGUUACAAAGACGAGGUUGACCCUUUCUUGAUACCUUCAGAUUACAAAUGGAUUGAUUCAGCUGAGAAGAAACGUCGAAUGAAAGCUAAGAAAGCUAAGAGCAAGAGGAAGAAACAGGCGGCUACAAAAGCCGCUGGUGCUAGUGACUCGGGUACCCGUUCAAAUCAAGUAGCCGAAGAAUGAUGAGUCCUUAGUAACCGAAUCAUUGCAUUCUUCAGGUUUUGCUUUGGCUGGAUUCAAAGAUGUUCACUUUUUGAGCCAUCAUUGUGGCCUUGAGAAAAGGCUUUUGGUAGUGUUGUUUAUUGCUCUGUAAUGUCAUGUUAUUUCUGAAAUUCCCUUAACAAAACAUCUUUGUUCUC